Molecule: messenger RNA, 519 nt
Organism: Darwinula stevensoni
Lineage: Eukaryota; Metazoa; Arthropoda; Ostracoda; Podocopida; Darwinulidae
Source: the annotation of a GenBank genome assembly
UUUUCCUUGCUGCAGGUUCAUGUCAGUUGAGGCAUAGAAAUAAGCUGAAGUUUUGACAUAAUAGAACACUUGCAUGCCCCAAUCAUGUCACAUGAUGGUGAGAGUGCGAACUUCACAGAUGCACAGCAGGAGCUGAAUUCUUUUUGGGGGAAAGCUGCCGAUGAGAUCCGUAGUUUGGGAACUGAGGACUUCAAGACCUCAGUUCUCCCCCUAGCUCGAAUAAAGAAGAUCAUGAAACUUGAUGAGGAUGUGAAAAUGAUCAGUGCUGAAGCACCAGUGCUGUUUGCCAAGGCUGCAGAAAUCUUCAUCCAUGAACUGACCUUGAGAGCCUGGGUCCACACAGAAGACAACAAGAGACGUACCCUGCAGCGGAAUGACAUUGCCAUGGCUAUCACAAAAUUUGAUCAAUUUGACUUCCUUAUAGACAUUGUUCCACGAGAUGAACUGAAGCAGCCUAAGAGGGAAGACCAAAGGAACACUGGCCUUACUACUGACACUGUAUGUUUUGUCAUGGAUUCA